This is a messenger RNA of Oryzias latipes (Japanese medaka), 3435 nucleotides long. Its product is annotated as phospholipid phosphatase 3. Gene Ontology annotation, molecular function: phosphatidate phosphatase activity. NCBI's taxonomy places the organism in Eukaryota, Metazoa, Chordata, Actinopteri, Beloniformes, Adrianichthyidae. The record is from RefSeq and is a predicted model, not a curated record. Gene Ontology annotation, biological process: phospholipid metabolic process; signal transduction; cell-cell adhesion. Gene Ontology annotation, cellular component: plasma membrane.
AAGCUCACAGAAAGGAUGGUCAGUAGUGGAGGAAGACCUCAGACCGCGGAGCUUUUAAAUUAAACAAUAAAUACCGCCAGAAAGCGAUUUUAUAACAAGUUUUCGUCCAACAACGAGUACUUUUGUACGAUUUAAGCGAACUCGCGAGAGCUAAAGUUGUAGUCUCGUGGGGUUUUUUCCCUCGGCUUUUUCUUUGACGCGCUCUUCAUCAACCGUCUUAAAUGCAACGUUGUUUGAUCUUUGAAAAGACGAUGGCAGCCGAGACGAAGAACGGCGGGAGCUCCCUGAACAACAACAACUGCAAAGACCACAGCAGGAGGAAGCUGCUGGUUGGAGUGGACCUGUUCUGCCUGUUUUUAGCCGGCCUCCCUUUCUUGGUCAUUGAGACCAGCGCUGUUAAACCUUACCGUCGAGGGUUUUACUGCAGUGAUGAAUCCAUCAGAUACCCGGCCAAACACGGAGACACCAUUAGCGACGGUGUGCUCAGCGGCGCCGGCAUUCUAAUCACCAUCCUGUCUAUCAUAAUCGGAGAGAGUUACAGGAUCUACUUCCUGAACGAAGGAUCCAAGUCGUUUGUAGGAAACCCCUACAUUUCUGCCCUCUACAAGCAGGUGGGGGUGUUCAUCUUUGGCUGCGCCAUCAGCCAGUCGUUCACGGACAUCGCCAAGGUGUCUGUGGGUCGCAUGCGUCCUCACUUUCUGGAUGUUUGCAAGCCCGACUUCUCCACCAUCAACUGCUCUCUGGGCUACAUCACGGAGUAUCAGUGUCAGGGUCCAGAGAGCCACGUACAAGAGGCCAGGAAGUCAUUCUUCUCUGGACACGCAUCGUUCUCCAUGUACACCAUGCUGUACCUAGUGUUUUAUCUGCAGUCUCGGUUCACCUGGCACGGAGCUCGCCUACUCCGCCCACUGACCCAGUUCACCCUCAUCAUGAUGUCCUUCUACACCGGCCUGUCUCGAGUGUCCGACCACAAGCACCACCCCACUGAUGUGCUGGCUGGGUUUAUACAGGGAGCAGUGGUGGCAUACUGUGUUGUUUUCUUUGUGUCUGACUUGUUCAAGCCCAAAGGAAGACACUCCAAUCUGGACGGAACGCCGGUGAAGAAAGAGCUGGUUCCUGCAGCGGACUUAAGAGAGCGUAGCAAUCCUCUCAUCAUGGCAUAGAGGAGGCUUCAGUCCGCACACGACUCCGGCCUGCGCCCUUUAGUUUUUUUUUCUUGUUUCAAUCACCGCCCCAGCCGCUCAGACUUUACCCCAUGAAACGAACACGGAAAGGCCGCAGGAAUCUUGACAAAGUCCGAGGAUGAGGAGCAUCUCCACAGGAACACUGAAGCAGGCACGCUUUCGGAAUGCUCUCACCAGACAUUUUGAAUGUUGACAGGAGAUUCAUCCGUCCUUUUCAAUUUUUCCUCAUACAAGUGCCGUUAAAUCUGUCCUGUUGACGAAGGCCGUCUGCGAAUUUGAAAGCUGUAAAGUCCAAAACGGCAGCUGUGAGGGAAGCCGUGUGCAGCAAAACAAAUUCCUCGCUUUCAGGAAGGAUGAUUUCGUUUGGUUGAUUCUCCACAAGUUUGAGUCCAUCUCAGUAUUUGCAACACUUGAACAAUCCGUCGAAGCUCUCGGAAAACGUUUUCCUUUUUUGUUUUUUUUUCGUACACUAGCUGUUCACUUCAAAGGUGCACAUAGAAGUUCCAGAGAAAGGCGUGUGUUUUGGAAGUGGGCCUCGUUCUGCUGGGAAGGAUGAGCCCCCGCUGAGCCAUUUAAUGAAACAACUGUUACGUGAAGCAGGCGUGAGUUUGGCUGACGUGUGUGUGAGGGUGUGUGUGUGUGGUAUUUCAUGUGUUAUAAUAUCACGACUGUAUGUUGGAGUGUUUUAUUGCCCACAACUGUGCCCCUCUGAGAAGAAGCGCCUGCUCUGACAGACAAAGGCGAGUCUGUAUCGAGGGAUUUUUGUGCCAUUAUUUCAAGCGCAACACUCGCUAAAACAAAACAAAAAAUUAGUGUGCUCAAAAGAUUUUGUAGACACUUGAAACUCAAAAGUACGUGCCAAAAAAACAAUUUUCUCUCUUGAAACUCAAAAAUUCUUGCAAAAAUAUCUCCAAAAUCCCAAUUUCUUCUUCUCUCUUCUUUACUGUCCAGUCCAACAAAAAAAUAAAAAAGUACACAAAUACUAUCCAUAUAAAGAAAGUUUAGCCUCAAAUACAAAAGGGGUUUAUACAAAUAAACACCUUGUGUGAGAAGAGUCAUAACAAGAGGCCAGCAGCUCUUAUCUGUUUGCUCAGCUGUUGUACAGGACAAGUAAAAAAAACAAUUUUGCUCAUGAAACCGAAAGACAUCUGCAUCAAAAUAAUUUUCAAAACAAUCAUCUUCGGCAUCACUCAAACUUAAUUUAUUAAAAAAAAGCGGUACACUUCUCACACCAUCUUCCGGCAACUUGAAGCGCUGUAACAUUUAAAAAACUAAACAAAAAAACACACAAUAUGACAAUAAAAACCCAACCCACCCUUCCCACCCCCAAUGAAUACUUAUAAAAGUAACUUCUAAAAGGAAUUGGCUGGAUCAGAUUUGUACACGAUUGGAAGAAUUUCUGACCAAUUGACAUCAACCUUCGUCCGUGUAUGUGAUUGGGUGUUUUUGUGGCACAUUUGUAAUGUGCCCUGCUCUCUUUUGAGCACAGAACAGAGAAUUUCUCUUGAGUAAAAACUUUUAAAAAAGUUUUUUUUGCUCCUAUUUUCAAGUUUCAUGUAUAUUUCUUCUGUUUCAACUGCAAAAAUAUGUUUGAGCACACAAAAUAUUUAAGGUUUUAAACUCAAAACAGUGGGUCUUGCACCUGGAAUAAUGGCACGAAUAUCACUCCAUAGCUCUGGAAACUACAGCAUCACACAUACUGUACAUUUGACAAUUAUCAUCAUCAAAUGAUAGAAUAAUUUGAGUUUUUGAUAAAGUAACGGAAAAAUGAAGAGACUUUGUACCUCAAUCUUCUCAAAUUAUUGCAUUUUCUGGUAGAUGGAAUCUGCACGUAAACAAAAAUAUGUUUAUGAACAUAAUUUUGGUAUUUUUUCAUUUAAUUGUAUACAUGCCUUAUAAACCACUACCUAAAAAUGUUUUUUUGCCCACUUUUCUUUUUUUUUUUUUUACAAAGAGCAUCAAACAUUCACAGUGUGUUGCAUAUUUUUAUUGUUUGUGUGUGUGUGUGUGCUUUUUUACAGAUUCACUCACUAUGAACUGUGUUUUAGACCUGUGUAAAAGUAAAACUCCAAGAGAGGCAGAUUUUGUAUCUAAAUAUUUACUUUUCUUAACAACAGUCUGAUCGCAGACUGCUUUGGUGCAUUAAAAAAAAACAUUUUCUAUUAUUUUUAUAAUGUGAAUUUUUUUGUACAAGUAACUUGCGAUGUAUUAAAGAAAAAAUGUAUUUGAUAAAAAGAAAACAAUAUAAAUG